Bicyclus anynana (squinting bush brown) is the source of this 4920-nucleotide messenger RNA. RefSeq lists its product as uncharacterized. The record is from RefSeq and is a predicted model, not a curated record. Lineage: Eukaryota; Metazoa; Arthropoda; Insecta; Lepidoptera; Nymphalidae. The coding region runs from base 283 to 2934 and encodes 883 amino acids. Gene Ontology annotation, molecular function: protein binding. The transcript has 6 exons.
ACUACGAACAGCCAGUCAGAAGCGAACGACCGUUCCAAGCUUACGUUUCACUGCGCUGCCAAAGUUUUAUUAUCUUCGUCGAAAAUUGUGACAGCAAGUGUUGUGAUUAUUGUGUAAACUGACCAUUAUCCGUCUAGACAAUUGUGUAUACUUAAUACAAUAGUGUUGUUAAUUCAUAAAAGCCGAACGGCGUUCUUAUUCUGGUUUCGGCGGCCCCGUUUGUGUCGGCACUAAUUGCUGUUUGCGGAGUAACAAAAUCAAUAUGGUAUAAGACGCGGCGCGAUGCGGUGGUUCAGGAAGGGCGAGCCGCCGCGGCUGCUUGCUGUCUCACCUGAAGCAGAACCUCGGUCUUCGCGGAGAUCUAGAAUUGAUAUGUCCCCAGUCCGCUACCCAAAUCGAAAAAGUAGCAGUAGUUCAGUAGAGACGAGUUUCUACAAUUUGAGCGAUCAAAUAAUAAUUGUUGAAAAAUCUCCUCAUUCUUGUCAGAGAACUUGUGAAACUCCAGUUACUCGACGAAUAUCGCUGCAAAAUGGGCCGACUUCACCGCCAUCUGAAAAUCUUAAUGCUAGUCGAAAGCACCGCGGUGGCUCUUUAGAGAAAGAGUACGUGGUGUACCGCGAAAGACGUAAUCCUUUACUCGAUAAAGUUAAAAGCACAAAACUGUCAUGUUUCAAAUCGAAUGGUCCGAUCCGCCACGGGGAUGAUGCUGCUUCAACUUCGGGAAGUGAGUGCAGCGGAUUCGGACAUGUUGAAGAAGCACAUUGCCGUUAUGUGGAAAGUUAUCCCGAGCACACUGAGUUCGAAAAUCAAAAUCCUUGGGUUAAAAUGUCAAAUUACGAUGACGAUGUAUUUUUUGCCAAAAGUCCUGUAGAGUGUACUUGGCGAGAGGGAAAAUCAUUUGUUAAUAGAGGAACACGGUGUUAUAGUUCGGGUUCUGAGUGUGAUAGAUAUCAUGUGAUACCAAAAGCUGGAACAAAUCUUUCAAAAUCAAGUGACCAAAUAUUUAAUGAUGAUUAUGAACCUUAUCAUAAUCCUCCAAUUUCUGCGAGACCGCCCAAAAAGACUGAUAAGCUAAAAGACGACAAAGACACUAUCGGACCUAGUUCCUGUUUGUCAGCCAAGCUUCGUGCUAUGUCGGAUCGAUAUCUUAAAUCUUCCACUAAUAAAUUCUUUGCUAAGCUAUACAGACAAAGUGGUGAAGACGAAGAUGGAACAAAUGUUGGAAAUGACAACAUGGUAAAAUCAACCAGUGCAAUAAGUAAAAGUCGAAAAAAAAGAGGAGGAGUAAAGGCCAAACUUCGGAGUUUUUCUUACGGUGCUUUACCUGGACUUGAUGAAUUUCAAAAAGAUCAUAACUCUGUAUUUCACGAUGACGUUUACCAAGUAUCUUGUGAUGAUGAAAAUGUUUUAAUACCAGACUGUGAAGAUGCAGAUUCAGGUAUUCUAGUCAAUGAGUCAGCUGCUUCAUCAAUAUUUGAUAGUGAUAGGAUAUCAUCACGUUGUGAAAGUUCUGCUUCUCAUUCAAACCCGCAAGGCCCUUGUCAUAGUAGAAGUGUGUCUGGUGAUCAAACCUACUCAAAAACACGUCUUUCUUGCAGAAGAAGUAGAGAAAAGAACGAUCUACCUAAACCUAAACCUCGACAGAACCAAAGGGCAUUAUCUUUAGAUCGUAAAGAAAUACUCAGACGAAUGCCGAAGAAUGCUGAACAUACAGAACCUCAAUAUCUUCAGUUAACUGAGAAACAAAAAAUGCGUCAAAGAAAUGCUAGUCAAGGCAAUUGUGGAAUACCUCCUAUACCACCUUGUCGUAAACCGACUAAAAGUAAUUCUAAUAAAGCUCCCUCAGAAUUUAAAGUGGUUAGAAUAAUGAGAAAAAACCCUUGUGAUGAAUUAGGAAUAUUCAUAGCUAAGACUAAACUUGUGGAUGAGGGUCACAUUGGAUAUUUAGUAGCACACGUCGUACCUGGGGGCUUAGCUGAUAAGGAAGGUACUUUACGCAUAGGAGAUGAGCUUCUCAAUGUAAAUGGUAGAAGAUUGCGUGAUCUAACAAUGGCGGAAGCAAAAGAAGCAUUAAGAUCGGGGUCAUCCGAAAUCGAUAUCGUAAUUUGUAGGCAACGUGAGAAAACCGCUCCAGAAGCGAGACAAAGGGAGCCACCACAAAAGAACGUACUUUUGAUGCGCGAAAGUUCUGUAGAUUACGAAAACGCUAUAAUAUUAGGCAAGGAAAAACGUAGUGAUAAGUAUGACAUCAGAAUUGAUACGCGUCAUGCUCAGGACGAACCCAUAUGUAAUCGCGUCGCCUUAUCAGCGUCCAGCGAGGCGGACGCCGCUACGGACACGCAGUCACACUUCCUGAAAGGCCACAACGCGAGUUACAGCAGUAUGAACAACAAGUUAUUACGGCGGCAGGUCGUCAGUUACGGCGGAUCGAACAAAGAUGGACUUACUCUGAGUUGUGCCGGUGAUAUUGUGGAUGUGGAUGUGCCCGACGGCGUUUCUCGGACUACAGACAAAAAUGAUAGUGAAAGUGAUAAUAAUGUGCAAACCCAAAACGCUGCAAACUUCUGCACACUCCCUCGAAGACCUCGAGCACCUACACACACAUACCACACUAUUACGUUUGAAAAGGGUCACGGGAAGAAACCGCUAGGUUUCACUAUUGUGGGAGGACGAGAUUCACCUCGAGGUCCCUUGGGAAUUUUUAUAAAGAGUAUCCUUCCACAAGGCCAAGCCGUUGAUGACGGAAGAUUAAAAGCUGGUGACGAAGUGUUAGCUGUGAACGGGCAGGCUUGUCAUGAACUGGCUCACGUGGAAGCUUUAGCUCUAUUCAAAGCCGUUCGGAGCGGGUGUAUUGAGCUUCGAGUUUGCCGCAGAGUAAAAAAUCAGUCCUUCAAAGCAAAAUCUUGCACAGAUUUACUCAACGACGAUGAUUGAAAAACUAAACGGCCUCUUGCUCGAGUGUCUACUUAAUUCUUUAAUACGUUUAUAUCACGUUAUAAAGUGAAAAAAUUACGAGAUAUAAACAACUAUGUAAUUAUGUAUCUACCUACAGUAUGCGCCAAACUUAAAGACCGCUCUGACAUUGCACACGCCUGACUACGCGGUUAUUUUUAACCCGCCUGGGAUACGUUUGCGCUUACUGCGUAACCAUACACAGUGUUCAGACCGGACUCGAAGCUUGGCGCAUACAUCAUUUUUAAUAUAAAUCCAUAUGAUUUUGAACCUUGGCCAAGUCUAAACCGUUCCGUCGCACAUUAAUACUACCUAUAGAUAAUAUAAAACUUUAUUUAAUAUACUUACCAUGUUUCUCUAUAAAAUUAUAUAUUCAAAAUAAAAAUAUAGUUCAAAAUUAUUAGACUGUAGGACAUGCAGAUUUAUAAAUAGGUAAUUGAAAUGUUUUAAUAGCUUUGCCUCAUUGUCCAAUCACAUAAUAUUAUUAUGCUUACGUUCAUAUAAUAAAAAACUUUUCUAACUCCUUUUGAAAUAAGAAGAAUAGCAUAUUUAUAAAUUGUCAGCAUAAAUCUUAUCAUAAUUAUUAAUGAUUGUAAAGUGUGACUAAAAAAAUAAAUUAAUAUUUAUGAUUGGAUUAUCCGUUGAACGCUUGAAGUGAAUCAUUAAGAAAAUUAAUAGUGCCAUUUAUUAAUAAAGUAAUGUAUAAAUUGCACGCUGUAACUGAUAUCCUUAUUUUUCAAUUCAAGGUUAAAUCUGUACCUGACUUAAAUUCGUUUUUUUUUUUGUAAGCAAAGCACACUUUUUAGAGUAGAUAAUCCCAAAGAUAAACUUAAUUGACUACUCAGUAAUCUCUUAUAUUAUUUGUUUUAGAGUUCUUAUAAGACUGUGCUGCGUUUUAUAGGUGUAUAAUUAAAAAUGAGUAAUCUGAUAAGUAGCAGUAGUACUUACUCGUAUCAUAGAGAGCACAAUUUUAGACCAUAGAUUUUAUGAUAACGACAGAUAGUUCAGAAACUACCUAUAGGAGUAGAUUUAUAAGUGGCCUGAUGUACUGUGUAACUUUUCUACGUAGACGGAGAAGUAAAUAGACAGAUAGAAAACAUCUAUCGCAUUCCAUUAAAACGAAGAGUUUUACGUGGACUCUGACUAAACGAGAUUUGUUUCGUUUUUCGCGAUUCGACAUUUGUGUCAUGCCGUUUUUUCACUCGUGCCGUUUUUUCAAAGUCGUAUAAGGUAACAGGUUUUUACAUUUAUAAAAAAAAGAAAUAUACGUGUUCCAGACUCAACUAGUUGAAAAUGUGAUUUAGCAUUAUGUGUUGGAAAUCUUUUGAUAUCUGCAGAUCACUUUUUUGUCAAUCACAAUCAGUACUUCUCUGUCUAUUUUUUCUAACGGGUUGAUAGCCGUUUUAUUAUAUACAAAACACAAUUUCAUAGCGCCAGUAAAUUGGUCGCAAAUUUUGUAUGAAGACAAAACCCAGUUAUAAUAUUAGCUGAUUAGUUAGUUAACUGCUAACAGAACCUAUUAAUGUAAACGGUCGAAUCUACAGUAAUCUAUUGUCGAAAUACAUUUUUAGAAAAACAUUUAAAAUGUAUUAUUAUGUGUAUGUAUUAUUUUAUUUAAAAUUAUAAUUACUCAUUUACAUAUUUGUCGACUAUUUACUUACGCACUUUUGAAAAAUAUGUCAAUUUUGAUAUAUUAAAAGUAGGCACGGUGCGACAUCUAUUAUUUUUAAUCUAUGCCAAUUUCUAAAUAGUGUAGGUAUAGGCUUGAAGUGAUAAAAUGCUAGAGCUUAGAGCUUAUCGCAAUAUUGGUAUAGGGUAGUAUCAUAUUAUAUGGCAAUAUUAUAUCAACAUAAUAAACGGAACAUUAAAUAUGUUGUGCUUAAUUAUUAUUAUUAUCGGCAAUAUUAUUGGCAAUAAAACUCGUAUAACGAUAAAUAGGUACUUAUUCGAAAGUGCAUGAUAAGAUAA